Molecule: messenger RNA, 519 nt
Organism: Staurois parvus
Lineage: Eukaryota; Metazoa; Chordata; Amphibia; Anura; Ranidae
Source: the annotation of a GenBank genome assembly
AUGGAAAGGUGGCCAGCUCUGGCCUGGUUCCUGUUUUUUACCCAUGUAGCUGAUUGGCUGAGUACAGUUCAAUCCCGAGAGUUCACAGUGCAGGACAUUAUCUAUCUCUACCCAUCAACAACGCCGUACCCCGGGGGCUUUAAAUGUUUCACCUGCGAAAAGGCAAAAGACAAUUAUGAUUGCAAUCGCUGGGCCCCAGAUGUCUACUGCCCAAGAGAUACGCGAUAUUGUCACUCUCACCAUAUCAUGAAUGCUCUGGGGGAAAGUUUGUCAGUGACAAAACGCUGCGCGUCACUGGAGCAUUGCCUGAACACGGGAUGCAGAGACAGUGGGAAGCAUGGCCACAAGGCAUGCACAUCAUGCUGUGAAGGAAAUAUCUGUAACAUUGCUCUGCCCAGGAACGAGACAGACGCCAUCUUCUCCACCACAUCCCCUCUCAAUGGCUCCCAGAGACAUUUCACACAAGGCCUUGGCCUCCUUCUGUGCCUUCUAUACUGUUCCUGGCUAUUCCUGACAUAG